Molecule: messenger RNA, 1632 nt
Organism: Fraxinus pennsylvanica
Lineage: Eukaryota; Viridiplantae; Streptophyta; Magnoliopsida; Lamiales; Oleaceae
Source: the annotation of a GenBank genome assembly
AUGGGAUCGGGCAGCAGCCGGCUGGGAUCCUGCCAAUCUCCUCGGGAUGGGGCCGGGACCCACCAACGCCGACGGCCCACCGUCAAACGUUCUCUUUCCUCUAUCCUUGUUUGCGGUGCCUCUUCUUCUCAGUCUCCCGACGAGAUGGAAGAUGAUCCAGCUGAAUUGCUGGUGAAUUCUGCAGAACAUUAUCAUUCAGAAAAGCUCAAACUCCCAAGAAAAUAUUCCGCUUCACCCCUUGGUAGCGUAGCUGACCUUGCCAACUGUAAAACUGAAAAUGGGAUCCCAACAGGAAGACCUAUGAUUGCUAAUGAGAAUCCUGGUCUUGAAUGUAGUCCAAGCCAUGCUGACACAAGUGAUAAAGGGAAAUGCUUGUCUGAAAGUAGAGAAUUAGUUCCUUCUGAUCAAUCAAUCAUCAGCUCUAGGACUCAUGAAACUGCCAGCACUUCGUACAUAAAUCAACCAUCUUCUAUUUCAGCAUCUGCAAAUGAAAGGUCCACUAUUGAUGCUGUCAAUGGGAUAAAGAGCAACAUAAAUGGAAAUUCAUCUCAACUUGGUGCAGGGCUGACCGAUUGUACUGAUGCACCUUCUCUCAGGCUCAAUUCUUCCUCAGAUGAAAUUUCAGUUGAAAAUAAUGUCAAUGAAGCAAUUUAUUUUUCUUUCUCUGAUUCUUGUUCUGGGUCUGCUUCUGCUGUUUCGGAGUCACCUAUACAUGCCGAUUCACCAAGAAGUGAUACUGCACAGGAGGUAAUUCCUUCAGCUUUAGGACAUCCCAUGUCAGAAAGAGAAUACACUAGGCAAGAUACAAGUGUACUGCAUGUUGAUGUGCCGAGCACCUCCUCUGAUAUUUUGCCUAGUAGUUCUGCUGAAAUAAGCAGUCGUGAAACAAGAAAUAGUAGAAGACUAUUUUGGGAUGCUUUCUCAAGACGCAGUUCUAGAGGACAUACAGAUUCGAGAACCUUUGUUUUCCCAUCUGGUGACUCUGAUAUGUUGAGAUCUCAUGACAGAUGGCUUCUUGAUUUUAGUGGCGACUUCUUUAAUAGUGGAGUUGGGGGAGAUUUUAGAUCUUAUGGAAGCAGGACUCAAGGCAUAAAUGAUCAAAGACGGCGUUCUAGAUCUGAGAUCUGGGAAAGACUUCGUGGUGGUCUUGAUCCAAGUGAACAACGCAUUGCAGUUUGUCCUAGAGGGAUACACGCUGAUAGCACAUGCUCAUGUCAGUCCAGUUUGACAUCUGAGGAAUCUGGUUCUCGUGCUGGUGUUUCACGAAUUGUCAUGCUAGCUGAAGCCUUGUUUGAGGUACUGGAUGAAAUUCAUCGACAACCAAUGUCACUUUCCUUGUCUAUGGUCUCACUUCCAGCUCCAGAAUCAGUGGUUGACUCUUUUCCUGAGAAGACUCACAGAAAGCCAGAAAAAUCGCAAAGUGGAGACGAUAAUCAGCAGUGUUACAUUUGCCUAGCUGAGUACGAGGAGGGAGACAAAAUUCGAGUUCUUCCAUGUCGCCAUGAGUAUCACAUGGCAUGUGUAGAUAAAUGGCUGAAGGAGAUUCAUGGUGUUUGCCCACUCUGCCGGGGGGAUGUUCGCGAAGGCUUCCCAGAAGGCUCUGUUUCGAACUCGGAAACCCCUUCUCUUUAG